UCCUCCCACCCCAAAGAGCUCAAGAAGUUAAGGUGCUUUCCACAAACGCCUCCCCACUGCCCAUGACGAAGCAACCACAGCAUGUCAUGGCAGAUUCAGGUACUUAUUAAUCUUCAACAGAUCGCAAAGAGCGGAAUCAAGAUUUAACAUUAUUCUUCCUUCAUCCUUCACUUCCAUUGUUUCUGCAAAGACUUUUAUGUAACCACCGCUUUCUCGCUUUCAAAAAAGACCGCUGCAGGAACGCUGGGCACACUAACGAAAACUGCCCAAACGCAGAACCUUCACACCCGCUACUACCAAAGGAAAACCUUAGUCAAAGGGUAACCAUCGAGAACAAACACUCGUAGUAGUAGUUCCCCUGCAAACGACAGAAGAUGAAGAGGUCUCAUCCGAAUCUCAGAAUAGUGGUAAGGCAUCUCCCUCUAUGCCUUCCAUUACCACCCUUGUUCCUUUCUGAAUCAGGCAGUCCAUCGCCAUCCUCUUUUGUCAAUAAAGGGGGCUGAUGAAUAGAAUCUUCCCGAGACAAAAAAUACCUCCCAUAAUCCAAGGAAUCGAUGUUGAGGCAUCGGAGCCGCCGCCAAGCCCCCAGCAUGACGAACAAACCAAAGCCUGGACUCCCCACCAACACAACUCCUCCCCCUUCUCGCCGGGAAAACCUUUGCUCUUAAGCAAGGGUGAAGGUGCCGGGUCUACUUCCUCAGGUCGCUCUUCUCCCUCACUGCCCCCCUUAAGACCCCUCUACAACGGCGAGCCCUUAUAUAAGCUUUCCACCCCGAAGAAGCCCAGUCCUAGCCACACACAAGAUGGCAGUCACACACCUACCGGAGGAAACAGCUGCGCCACCACUCCAGCGAUGCCGGCUACUAGACUGCGGGUAACCCCAUUGGCCCAGCCAGGGAACGCGACACAACCCGAGAACGAUGACAGCCAAUCGGAAGGCGGCGCGCCCAGAUGCCAAGCCCUCAGUGUUGGCGGUGCGCUUGCGGAGCCUCUGAGGCGUAGACCAGGUGGAGUGUGCAACCAAUGGGCUCUUCUGGCUGAGGUAGUAGGGACUGUUUGCGUCAGGCUCCUGUUUGGAGAUCAUGUUAGGUAGACCUAGACGUUUGAAAUUCGCUCUCCUCCCUCCCCUGGCUUAGGCGGAACAGUUAUCACUGAGGUGAUGGCUAGUAAGUGGUGAAGUACUUCCCGGCCAGGUUGCACCCGGCGCCCUGGGGUCUCGGGGGCGAGGAUUCGGCGAAGAGCCCGGUCCGCGUGGAACCCAGCAUCGCCAGCGAGCGGGCAGAGCGCAGCCCUCGAAUCUGGCACGCUCGGAACUCCCCGUGGUGGGCGGCGAGGAAAACGCAGUGGAGCCAGCGUACCUUCGGCUGAGGCUGCACGAGGACGGGAACACCGCCGAGCUUUCGGCUGCGUGAGUGGUGGCUGGACUCCAUCCCUUGCAGCCUCCCUUCUUCCAUCAACGUGCAGUCCCAGGCUGGGGAAGGGACCGCGGGCACACUGAGUUCUUAACCCCAUUGCAUCCUUUCUCGGUCCACGCCGUAAUAAGAAGUGAUUCCUAAGAGGCUGGGAGCCUUAGGCUGUAAAAGGGGCUGCAAGAAAUGGUCUGCAGCAUAAAAUCCAGAAGCAGAACUGGGAGGUUAAACCACUGAGCCGUUUCACAGAAUGUUUUACGUAUUUGUGGACCAAAAGAUGAAGUCGUUUUUUUAUUUUAAAAAAGAUACUGUCAAUGAUCUGAUAGAACUAUAAAUAUUGACUUGAUGAAGAUGCGUGGACUUGUCAUCACUAUGUUGGACUGUUAAUCAUUUCUGAAAAUUUCUUCAACCACAAUUUCUAUUUGAAAAUUUGAGUAUCAAAGAAUAUUCUAUUUGAAUUGUAUAAUUAUGCAUUUUGUCCGAGAACUGCCAAUUUCAUAGAGACUACCUCUGGAUUCCAGUUAUAUUCUCCAAUCAAAGUGAUUCAUAUCAUUCGUCCUUUUAAUUUUGAAGAGUUUUAUACUUACAAACGACAUCAAAAGAUGGGAGAGAAAAAUGCCACCCCAGCUUUCAGCAAUCACUGCCCUGAUCAGUCAGCAGCCAUCAACAUCGAGGUGAUGCCAAAACUUUCUGGAUGGAGCUGGAAGGUGAUGGAAAAGUGGAUUUUAUAUUUGACCAAGUGCAAAAUGUGUUGCAGUCACUGAAACAAAAGAUCAAAGAUGGGUCUGCCACAAAUAAAGAAUAUAUCCAAGCAAUGAGUCUGGUGAAUCAAGCAACUGUAAAUAACAAUUCAGCAUUGAUAAAGGAUGGUACACCUGUGACUCAGAACAAACAGGAAAACAAGUCAAGUUCGUUGCCCUCUACAUCGUAUGAAAACUCCUUUCCCAGAGACCAUACAUUUCCAUCUACAGAAAAUAAGGAAAUUCUUCCUUUGGAAAAUGAAGUUACAGACUUAAGAGAAAAAGAGUCACCUUUGAGUUUAUCUUACCAAAGUCAUGACUGCUCUGGAGCCUGCCUGAUAAAAAUGCCACUAACCUUCAAGGGAGAAAACCCUCUGCAGCUUCCAAUCAAAUGCCACUUCCAAAGACAGCAUGCGAAGACAAACUCCCAUUCUUCAGCACUCCAUGUGAGUUACAAAACCCCUUGUGGAAGGAGUCUACGAAACGUGGAGGAAGUUUUUCGUUACCUGCUUGAGACAGAGUGUAACUUUUUAUUUACAGAUAACUUUUCUUUCAAUACCUAUGUUCAGUUGACUCGGAAUUACCCAAAGCAAGAAGAGAUCGUUUCUGAUGUGGACAUUAGCAGUGGAGUGGAAUCGGUGCCCAUUUCUUUCUGUAAUGAAAUUGACAGUAGAAAGCUUCCAUAUUUUAAGUACAGAAAGACUAUGUGGCCACGAGCAUACUACCUAAACAACUUUUCCAACAUGUUUACUGAUUCAUGUGACUGCUCUGAGGGCUGCAUAGACAUAACAAAAUGUGCAUGUCUUCAGCUGACAGCAAGGAAUGCUAAGACUUGUCCAUUGUCAAGUAACGCCAUAACCACUGGAUAUAAAUAUAAAAGACUACAGAGACAAAUACCUACUGGCAUUUAUGAAUGCAGCCUGUUAUGCAAGUGUAAUCGACAGAUGUGUCAGAACCGGGUUGUCCAGCACGGUCCCAAAGUGAGGCUGCAGGUGUUCAAGACUGAGAAGAAGGGGUGGGGGGUGCGCUGCUUGGAUGACAUUGACAGAGGGACGUUUAUUUGCAUUUAUUCAGGAAGAUUACUAAGCAGAGCUAACAAUGAGAGACCUGAUGCUAUUCAUGAAAAUGGGAAAGAAGAGGAUACUAUGAAAAACACGUUUGCAAAAAAGAGGAAAAUGGAAGCUGCAUGUUCAGAUUGUGAGGUUGAAAUUAUCCCAUUAGAACUGGAAACACAUCCUAGAAGGGCUGUAACUGAGGAAUGUCCACCUAAGUUCAGUAAUGAAUCCACAGAGCCCGCUACGGAAAUGAAGUAUAACAAUAUUUCAAGAAUUCAAUAUCAUUCAGUCAUUAGAAGUCCUAAAACCAAGAUAGCCAUUUUCCAACACAAUGGAAAAAAGAUGGGAUUUGCUUCCUCAGCGUCUGUCACCUCAGAAGAUGAUAAUGGGUGUGAACCAACCCUAAUACCUCUGAACUCUGAAGCCAAGGAAGUUAAAAAGGACUCAAGCUCAGACCAAGUUGAAGAUUCUGAAGAGAAUUUGCUGAUUGAAUCAGAUGUGAUAGAUAUUACUAAAUGUAAAGAAGCUCCCCCAGAGGGCAAGUGUAACCAAGCAACCACAUUGGAUAACCAGAGGAUAAUAAAAAAGUCUGAGGGUCAAACACAAAAUCCCCAAGAGGAAAACUCUCCAGCAUCUCAAAAUCAGCAGGUCUUUUAUGAUGAAGAGUUGCCAUGUCAAACCAAAUAUACUUCAUCCGAUGAUCUAAGGAAGUUCAACAAAGGGAGUGUAUUUUUACUGGAUGCCACAAAAGAAGGAAAUGUGGGCCGCUUCCUUAAUCAUAGUUGUUGCCCAAAUCUCUUGGUACAGAAUGUCUUUGUAGAAACACACGACAGAAAUUUUCCAUUGGUGGCAUUCUUCACCAACAGGUAUGUGAAAGCAAGAACAGAACUAACUUGGGAUUAUGGUUAUGAAGCUGGGAGUAUGCCUGAGAAGGAAAUCCUCUGCCAGUGUGGGGCUAAUAAGUGUAGAAAAAAAAUACUAUAAAUAUGUAGCUAAUGCCUUUUCCUGAAAUUAGUUUAUGGAGCUGAAAUUAGAGCCAUCCAGAAGAAUCAUCAGUCAUGGAAUUAAUUUAGAUUUUGGCCCAUCAAGCUAAUGCCUCUCAACUUACCCUCAUCAGGGGACUCAUGUUUUAUUUUUAUUUUAUUUAUGUGAGUUAGAAAUGCUUGGAACAAAAUAAGGAUACAUUUAGGGCAUCUCUUUAUUCAGCUUCACACAAGUGGGAUGGAAGGGUAUAUUUGAAAUUCAUUGUACAAUUUGUAACUUAUUUGUAAAUUGUAAAUAUUAGGAGAAACAAAUGUCACAAUAGAAUUCAGGUAUUUCUUAUUGUUGCUUUGUGGUUAUUAUCUUUUAAUCCAUGCCCCAAAGAGCCAUAUUUCACCUCUUUACCUACAAAAAUUUAUUUAUAUUUAAUUUCUAGCAAGUCAUUUACCAUCAUGAGACCCAUGUUGUUACCAGGUUAAUUUUAGUUAAGCAAUUAAGUCUUCAUAAUAAUGUCCAGUUGCUUAUUGGUUCAGUUUUUUGUUUGCAUCAGUAUAAGUGUCUUCACUGCUUUCUAACCUACUUUUGGCCCUUCUUUCAUCUUCUCUUACAUUUAACUUUGUUUAUGCAUUCAUUCCCAGUCUGAAUCCUUCCAUGAUGUGCUUUUAAACUAGAGCAAAAAAUCAUGGACUAUUCUUCUGUGACGGUUUUUACAAAGACCUUUAUGUGGUGGCUGGUUCAAAAGUAGACCCUAUCAAGGUAACUGCAAUAGAGAAAUAAAAGAUAAAGCAGUGCCAUGUGUAUAGUGGAGAAAGCCCUAAAUUAACAAAACCUGCAAUCCAAGUCUUAACUCUUAGCAUUUAUGGGCUUUGUAGCCUUGGACAGAAUCACUUAAUAUUUAUAAACAAAAAAAAAACCUGUUGCCGUCAAGUUGGUUCCGACUCUUGGAUGCCCCAUAGGGUUCCCAAGGAGUAGCUGGUGGUUUUGAACUGCAGACUUUUUGAUUAGCAACCAGUUUCUUAACCACCAGAGUUCCUAGUAUAGGCCUCUAAAAAUCAGGUUUAGAUUUCUGUAUAGAAACAUGGGAAGAAAGUACUUUCCAACUCGUUUUAUGAAGCUAGUAUAACCUUGAUACCAAAAAGUUGACAAGGACAGUCUAAAGCAGGAAAACUAUAAGCCAAUAAUACUAAUGAAAAUAGAUCUAAGAAUCCUAAAACAAAUAUUAGCAAAUAAAAUCCAACAGUGUGUAAAAAAGAUACUAUCAUGACCACGUUAGGGUUAUAUCAGGAAUACGAGGUUAGUCUCACAGAGGAAGAGCAACUAACGGAAACUUUAGGAGGCAAAAUCAAGAGGGCAGCAUAGGUUUUAAGCCUUUCCAAAUCCACUCUUAAAAAGAGUAACUAGGAUAGCAAAAGAAGAAAAACUACCUUUUCACCAAAGCUAGUGGCAAGAUAGCUCCAAAACCCAGAAGAUGAGUGGUUGGGGCCAAAUCACCUCCAACAGCAAGAUUCACCCAAGACUGUGUGAAGAUAGCACUGGGAAGAAAAGGGGAUUUCCAGGGCCCCAAGAACUCUAGGACUCGCCUGUGAGAGGAGAGAACCCCACUCAGAAUGGAAUCCUCGGCCAAAAAAUGUAAGAACAACCAGCAAAGCUGGGAGAAGGCUCCUCAGGCACCAAUUUUGAGUGAAUGCAAUAAAGUCCAAAGAACUCACUAAAGGGCCAUGAGAAGAUUAGGCUUACUAGGGCAGCUAAGCCCUCAACGAUCUCAGAAAUACCCAGUAAGAACUGCCUUCCAAUCUAGGACAGAGACCAGUCCUAAGGAAGGUGUGUGUGGUCAUUUUCAGUAAAAAGAGCAGAGAGAACCCGUAGACUGUGAAGCUAGGAAAGCUACCUUGGCUCAGCUUCCCCUACACAGAUCCUCCUCAAAGCCUGUUUCGUUUAAACACAAAACGGUAAAAGAUUGUGACCAAACACCCUACAAAGAUAUUAGAAAAGAGGGAAAUUAAAAGUAAUGUUCCAAUAAGAUCAUGAGUGCUUAUUGGAAAAUUAUGGCCACAAAGCAGGUGAAAACUAACCUGUUAUAAAAAUAAGUUCAAAGAGUUAGAAAACUAUUGAAGCCAUGAGGGAGCAGCGUAAACCAUAAACGGGCAUUAAAGCCACAGUUGGAUGCCAUUACACACCCACUCAAUUGGCAGAUUUUAAAAUUUUGAGUGUUAAAAAGAAGAAACAUGUUGGAAAAGAGUUCCCAUUAGUAAAGUUGAACUGUGCAUACACCCUAAUCCAGCAAUUCUACUCCUAGAUAUAAACUAUGGGAAACACAACUUUGUAUCUGAAGACGUGUAUUAUAAUAUUUAAAGUGAUACUGUAAUUCAAAACCUGGAAAUAACUUGGAUAUCCAUUGGAAACAAGGAUAAAUAAAUUGUGGUCAACCAUUUGAGAGAGGAGGGGGAAAAUUCUGUUAUGAGGAAGAUUCUGGCAAACUCUGAGAUGAAAAUUCUUUUCCACCAAUUCUUUUCACUACUUUAAUACAAACACAGAAGAAGAGGGAAUAGACACCUGGAGAAACUUGCAUAUUUUGUUCUAGGUAGAAUCGAGCCGUAAGAAAAGGAAACCAAAAAACUAGUCAAACUUGGCUUACUUAGGCCAGAGUUCUACUGAACUGCAAAGUCUUAAACAGCCCCUUGGAAUCUCCUGGGCAUGAUUUACACAUUGUUUUUCUAAAGAAAAAAGAAGAGUUACUUUGUUAGUCCUGGUCAUCUAGUGGGAAAGGGGCCUGGGAGCUCCAAGAGUCAAAACUAGUUUUUUUCAGUAGGAGAGAUGUACAUUUGGGUCCCCUUGGAACCCAAAUGGGAAUACUAAUUUGAAAAGGUGUGAUUAAAAUUAGUUCUGGCUUUUAGUAAGUUUUUUUUUUUUUUUUUUUUUCUGGAUGUAUGGGUUUUGUUUAGUUACCUUUCAAACAAAAAUCUAAGUUUGGACCCAAUUUAAUUUUUUCAAAAUAUUCAACUUUGUGAAUAUUUAACUUGAAAUUAUUUGAGGAUGGGAAACUAAAGAGUUAGCUAAAGGGAAUUAUAACUCAACAGUUUACAAAUGGAGAAAGUUGAGAAGUCCAUUGUUUCCCCUAGGGAUGCAGAAAUAUCUGACAAUACACUAAAAUAAAGUGAAGAAACUUGGUCAGUAUAGGAGGUACUUUUAUGCAGGAUAGACUGUUGUGGAUCAGCCGUACUUCUUGUGAUUUGCCUUUGGAAUCAACUUGACAUUCAAACACAUGAGGUAAUAAUUUCAUCUUUUAGGAGAAGUCUCUUGAGAUUGCAGUUUUCUCCAAUCUGGACCGGUUCACAGCUGCUAUCUUUAACCAGUACCCUAGACAUUCCUGUUGUCUCCUGUCAGAGGUCCUAUUUCCAGUUAAAUCCCAUUAUUUCCCUUUUCCUUGAUUUACUCUCACGUAACAGUGAUCAUGUCCUGCAGUAGCUUUUGAGAAAGAAAAAAUAAGAGGUAAAUUUUUUGAGACCUGACAUGUUUGAAAAUGACUUUAUCUUACAUUUGAUUACUAUUUCGACAGGGUAUAGAAUGAAUUCUCAACUAGCCUCCUUAUUUUGAAGGCGUCUGCUAGCUUCUAGCGUUGCUGCUGUGACGUCUGAAGCCAUUCUUGCCUUCUAGCUUCCAGGGUGACUAUUGGAAGUCAGAUAAGUGUCCUGUAUUUUCUGUAUAUACAGGUAGUCCCUGACUUGAAAAUGGGGUUCCCUUCCGACGACUCCAUAAGUCAGUUCUGAUGUAAGUCGAAUAACUUUUUUUUUUUUUACUUUUCAUUUUUACUAUGUUUUAUUAUCAGUAUCUAUAAAUCUGAUCUUUGAACAUCUUGGAGUGAACAUCUGAGAAUGAUAACAUCAGCAAAUUACACACUGCGACAUUGUAUGUAGUCCAAACCAAACCAAACCCAGUGCCGUCAAGUCGAUUCUGACUCAUAGCGACCCUAUAGGACAGAGUAGAACUGCCCCAUAGAGUUUCCAAGGAGCGCCUGGUGGAUUCAAACUGCCGACUCUUACGCCACCAGGGUUUCCUUGCAUGUAGUAUAUAUUACAAUAAGGUAUAAAAAAAAGAUAAAAACUGAUGGUCAUUAAGUGGUUCGUUGUAACUCAAAUACAUCCUAAGUCGGGGGCUGCCUGUAUAACGAAUUUUUAUAUGUCUUAAAACUUCUAGGAUUACCUUUGUCCCAAUGUUCUGAAAUCUCAUAGUGAUAUGACCCCGUGAAAUGGUAUGGGUCCAUUUUUCAUCUGUCAGACUGCGUGCUUAGCAGGCUCUUUCAGUCCAAAAACUUUGUUCUUGAGCUUUUGCAAUUUUUUUUGGACUGUUUCUUUAAUGAUUCUCAUCUGUCCUCUCUUUAUAGAAUUCUUGUUGUUAGAUGUUAGACCUUAAGAAUUGGUUCUCUAAUUUUCUUAUCUUUUUCUUCUAAUUUUCAGCUCUUUGUCUUUUUUCCCUACUUUCUGGGAGCUUUCCACAACUUAAUCUUCCAAUUUGUCUAUUGUGUUUUCAUUUCUGAUCUCAUAUUUCUAAUUUCUAAGAUCUCACUUUUUAUUCCCUGAUUUUUUUUUUUAAAUAGUAUUUUAUUGUAUUUUUGGUGAAGGUUUACACAGCAGUGGUUCCCAUUCAACAAUUUCUAAAGUUAUUCAGUGACUGGUUACAUUCAUCACAAUGUGUGAAUAUUUCAUUAUUUCUGUUCUGGUUGUUCACUUUCCAUUAAUCUAGUUUCCUUGCCCCCUCACAUUCUCAUCUUUGUUUUAAAGUAAUUGUUGACAGUUUGGUCUCAUGUAAGUGAUUUUUUUAAAUAAUAUUUUAUUGUGCUUUCAGUGAAGAUUUACACAGCAGUUUAGUUUUCCAUUCAACAAUUUCUACACACGUUCGGUGACACUGGUUUAUUCUCUGAAUUUUGUUGUUGUUGUUUUGGCUUUAGUCUUUAUAUUUCAUAUUACGAUUUUUCUCCAGAGUUCUAGUGAUCUUGAUGGUCUACUCCUGUUGAAGAGUGGGACACCAAAAAGCUGAUCGAUCAUAAACUCUAAGGAGGGCUGGGAUGGCUCUUUGGGAGCUUCACCAUGUUAGAGCUGAGCUGUUUUGCCGGGGAACCCCCUAAUGUCAAUUUCUUUAGGGCUUUCCUUUUGUCUUGGGAACUAAUAUGCUUCCAUCCUUCUGCCUAGAGGGCAGAAGCUUGCCUUCCAGGGUCUCCUCGUAUCCCCUUGUACUGCAGCCCUUCACUUCUGCUUCUGUAAUCCAUCCCUGUUUGUCAAGACUAAGUUGUUCCUUUUUAAUAAUAUUGCUUCUCUCCUCCCUUACCCAAUUUGCAUCCUUUCUUCCCUUUAAAACCUGCCCAAGAUGCAACUCCCCCAGACAUUUUUCUUCUAAUCCUUCCAGCAAACCGCCAACAAUUAUAUGCUGCUUUUCACAACUUACUUUUUAACUAUAAUUACAUGCAUUUAUGUUCUCUACAUUUAUAUUUGUUACAUGCACUGAAAACCUCAUCCUGUAUGGUGCUGUGUACCCCAUGGGUGCUAAAUAAAGGCUUGCUAUUGGCAACUGGGUUUAGGGUUUGUUGAUUAUGCGUCGGUUUAAGAUGUAGGCCAAACUCGGGGUAAAUGUGCGAUAAAAUUUUUUUAGGAGAAAAAACAGAUGAACCUCUGGCUGAGCUUAGGCGCUUUGGCCACCUUCCCUCCGACGGCAGCGGAGGCGGGGCAGGGAGCGCCUGGUGUUUUUGCCUUUUUUAAAGCAAUACAACUUACGAAUCGCAUCUGGGAAAACCCGAACUUCUGUUUGAAUGAGAAGCCCUACCUGCAAACCUGAGU
Loxodonta africana (African savanna elephant) is the source of this 10013-nucleotide messenger RNA. RefSeq names its product histone-lysine N-methyltransferase SETDB2. Gene Ontology annotation, molecular function: DNA binding; zinc ion binding; histone H3K9 methyltransferase activity. Bases 2104 to 4188 code for a protein of 694 amino acids. The transcript is spliced from 15 exons. Gene Ontology annotation, biological process: heterochromatin organization; negative regulation of gene expression. The record is from RefSeq and is a predicted model, not a curated record. Lineage: Eukaryota; Metazoa; Chordata; Mammalia; Proboscidea; Elephantidae. Gene Ontology annotation, cellular component: nucleus.